AUGGGCGUCACGGACGUGGACGACAAGAUCAUUCAACGCGCUCACGAGCAGAAGGUGCGUUUCCAGACGCUCGCUCGAGAGCAGGAGCAGCAGUUCUUUCAAGACAUGUCGAGUCUGUAUGUGAAGCCCCCGACAGCCAUUACAAGAGUCAGUGAGCAUUUGCCGGACAUCGUCCGGUAUAUUCAAGAGAUUGAGAGAAAAGGGUUUGCGUAUCGAGCCGCAGACGAUUCAGGAGUGUACUUCAGUACGCAGAAGUUGGGAACUCGCUACGGCAAACUGGAUCCGAGGCGGCAAGCGCAACAGAGUGUUGCGACGCAGGCAGCCACAGUGGAGGAGGAGAGUCAAGUUGUGGAUGAAGCAGACAAUCUGAAGAAGGAUCAGAGAGACUUUGCACUGUGGAAAGCAGCAAAGACGCACGACGAACCGGCGUGGUCAUCGCCAUGGGGAAUGGGGAGACCCGGUUGGCAUAUUGAGUGCUCGGCAAUGACGCACCACGUGCUUGGGGAUAAGUUGGACGUGCACACGGGUGGAGUGGACUUGCGGUUUCCACACCACAACAACGAGAUCGCGCAGUGUGAAGCGCAUAAUUACGGCUGUGGACACGACGGAGAGUGGUGCAAACACUUUGUGCAUUUCGGACACUUGUACAUUCGUGGACGGAAGAUGUCGAAGUCGCUCAAGAACUUCAUUGGAGUGAGGGACUUCUUGGAGGAUGGACACUCUGCAGACGCUUUUCGUCUGUUUUGUCUGCAGUUUAAGUAUCGCGCAAACUUGGUGUACUCUGAGGAUCGGAUUCGGGAUGCCGAAGCGAUUGUCGAUCGACUUCGAGGUUUCUUCCGAAGUGUCACGGUAUACGGCAGUGACCAUACCAUUUCUAGCAGGAAUGCUGCUUUACGAGACUUCAAGUCAAAGCGUUGCGAGAAAGAAGACUUGCAAAUGUUGGAUGCACUUUUUAAGACCCGAGCGCAGGUAGAUGAAGUUCUGCUUGACGAUUUAGACACUCCGCGUGCGUUAUCACUUGUAUUGGAGCUAGUAUCACGUGGAAACAUGUACUUGCUCGCUCAACGAGGCGAGAACGAAGCCCCCGACGAGGUGCUGGUGUCACUGGCUGACUACGUGCUUGACGUGCUUGACCUUUUUGGACUCGAAGGACUGCAUACCGAGUUUUCAGCCAUGAUGCACCGUCGGUUUGCAACUCCACACAAGAAGCAGUUGAAUCAAACUGACGGUAUGCUUCGUUGGGAAGAGCAGGAGACUUUGCUCCAUGCGUUGCUGAAAUUUCGCACCUCAGUGCGAGAAGAAGCUUUGCGUGAUCCCAAGCAGUCGGUCAGUGCACGCGUCCUCGACUUAUGUGACACCUUGCGGAACAAAGAACUACCUCAGCUGGGUAUCCAGGUCGAGGACCUGGCACCGGGGCAGUCUGUGUUCAAGUUCCUCUCACCGGCUGAACGUGAGGCAGCUCUAGAGGAUAUCGACGAUCAGACGAGGUGCAAAGCAGUGGCAAAACACGACGAUCAGGAUGCGCUGGCGUUGAGGAAAAAGCAACAAGAGUUUGAAGCAAUGAUGCAGAUCACUCCAUCUGAGCUGUUCAUGAAGUCACCGGAGUUUGCAGAUCGACUCUUCUCGCUAGACGUCGAUGGGUUCCCGACGCACGAGGAUCACGUGCCACUUACAAAAAGUCAACAGAAGAAGCUUGCGAAAAAACUGGCCAAGCAUGAACGAUCGUAUGCCAAGUACUGGGAAGGCCGCAAACAUAAUGGGCAGUAG
Hyaloperonospora brassicae is the source of this 1767-nucleotide messenger RNA. Lineage: Eukaryota; Oomycota; Peronosporomycetes; Peronosporales; Peronosporaceae. The record is from the annotation of a GenBank genome assembly.